Molecule: messenger RNA, 1382 nt
Organism: Lepus europaeus (European hare)
Lineage: Eukaryota; Metazoa; Chordata; Mammalia; Lagomorpha; Leporidae
Gene: TNFRSF14
Product: TNF receptor superfamily member 14
Exons: 9
Coding region: 184-1062 (292 amino acids)
Biological process (GO): positive regulation of cytokine production involved in immune response; positive regulation of peptidyl-tyrosine phosphorylation; defense response to Gram-positive bacterium
Cellular component (GO): external side of plasma membrane
Molecular function (GO): protein binding
Source: RefSeq, a predicted model, not a curated record
CCUGCCUGCGGGAAGUGGAGGCACUGGUUCCCUGUUCCAGCUCACAGGCUCAGGCAGGUACCGGGGGCGGCCGAGCCUGGAAGCAGCAAUGUCUGGCUCACCUCGGAGCCCCCAGCCUGCGGGGCCUCCUGCCGUGUGGGGUCUCGGUGGGACCGCCGAGACCUGAGCUGUCCCAGAAGGGCCAUGGGCCCUUGGCGAGGCCAGCGGCCUCCGCUCUGGAGCCAGGCGCCCAAAGCAGAAGCCCUGAGUCUGGUCCUGUACCUCCUCCUCCUGGGAGCCCCCGGCUGUGCACUGGCCCAGCCCCCGUGCAAAGAGGAGGAGUAUGCCGUGGGCACCGAGUGCUGCCCCAAGUGCAGCCCAGGGUACCACGUGGUGCAAGCGUGCGGCGAGCUGACGGGCACCGUGUGUGCGCCCUGUUCCGGGAAGACCUACACUGCGCACCACAACGGCCUGGACUCCUGUCUGCGCUGCCGGGAGUGUCACCAAGCCUUGGGCCUGGUCACCCGGCGACCCUGCUCCAGCACGGCCGACGCCGUGUGUGGCUGUGGCCAGGACAGCUUCUGCGUCAGCAGGCACGGCGACCACUGCACUGCCUGCAGGCCGCACACCACCUGCCGCCCGGGCCAGAGGGUGCAGGAGAGAGGCACUGAGAGCCGGGACACCGUGUGUGCCGACUGCCCACUGGGGACCUUCUCCCCCAAUGGGACCCUGGAGCGGUGCCAGCCCUGGACCAGGAUCCUCUCUCCCAGGUGCAGCCCCUGGCUCAUGACGGAAACCAAGCCUGGGACCAGCAGCACCGACGCCACCUGCUCCCCCUGGAGGCGGCACCUGGUUGGGGGCCUGGCCGCCGCCUUCCUCCUGGUGGUGCCGGUCAUUCUUGGUGCUGUCGUCUGGAAACGGAGAAGACGGAAAAGGCCCAUCAGUGACCAGAUGAUGGUGCCUGUCUCCAUCCAGGGGAGAGGUCCCAGCGCAGGAGCCCAGUCCGAGGAGACCCAGGCGCUGCGGGCCCCGCCCAGCGUCACCACGGUGGCCGUGGAGGAGACGGCGCCUGCGCUGGCCUAGGGGCCGCGGCUGACCUGCGAGCUCUGGGACCCGACGGCGAAGACGCUCCGGAGCCGCCCGUGGGAAGGCGCUGUCCAGCCGGCCAGGCCGCGGGAGCUCAGCGCAGAGGCGGGGUCACGACCCCCAGCGCCCCGCUGCCUCCGGGGGACUCCGUACGGAGCGGCCCAGCGCCCGGGGCCGGCCUUGGACGCGCGUCACCCGAGACCGCGGGGUCCUCCGACUGCGGAGCCCCGCCUUCCUCAGCACGCGGACCACCCCCGGCCCCCGCCCCUUCCUCACUCGCUCUCCAGGACAGCAAGAGGCCCCCCGGCUCCCGCCUG